Molecule: messenger RNA, 918 nt
Organism: Racocetra fulgida
Lineage: Eukaryota; Fungi; Glomeromycota; Glomeromycetes; Diversisporales; Gigasporaceae
Source: the annotation of a GenBank genome assembly
CUUCUUCGACGUGUACUUAAUAUUGCACCUCUAGCCAUUGCGACUACAGGUCGUGGGUCAUCAGGUGUCGGUUUGACAGCUGCAGUUUCGCGGGAUAAAGAAACCGGUGAAAGAUGUCUUGACGCCGGUGCGAUGGUUCUUGGUGACCGCGGUGUCGUGUGCAUUGAUGAAUUUGACAAAAUGAAUGACACUGAUCGUGUUGCAAUUCAUGAAGUAAUGGAACAACAAACUGUAACCAUCUCCAAAGCUGGCAUCCAUACAUCCCUAAAUGCCCGGUGUAGUGUAAUAGCUGCGGCUAAUCCUGUUUAUGGACAGUAUGAUGUUCAUAAAGAUCCUGCACAUAAUAUCGCUCUUCCGGAUUCGUUGUUAUCUCGUUUCGAUCUGGUUUUUGUUGUUACAGAUGAAAUAAAUGAUAUUCGAGAUCGUAAAAUUUCACAACAUGUUUUACGCUUACAUCAAUAUCGCCCACGAAAUCUCGAAGAAGGCGUACCGAUUAAGGAUGGUUCCGGACAAACCAUUUCCAUGGAACAAGCCGAUAGGACAGUAACACCGACAUCAAUUUAUCAGCAUGACGAUCCACAAUCAAAUACUGACAGUAAUCAAAUAGACAUAUCUGAUUCAGAGGAGUCAGAAAUUCUUUCUUCAGAAUUUCUCCAGAAAUAUAUUCAAUAUGCUAAAAAUUGUGCAACACCUAGAUUGACCAGAGAGGCUGCGGAUUAUAUUUGUAACUCAUGGGUUGAGCUUCGUAAUGCUGAAACUAAUCGUGGAGAAUCAAAAACAUCACCAAUGACGCCGCGUGCUUUAGAUUCACUUUUUCGUCUUGCUACCGCACAUGCUAAAGCACGUCUUGCAAAGACGGUAAGAAAAGAUGACGCUGAAGCUGCUGAAGCGAUCAUUAAAUUUGCUCUAUUCAAAGAA